ACCUUUCCCCUUCUGUACCUAAAAAACAACAACUAAAAACAGGCGCUUUCUCUAAAAUUCAAAACUCCGUCUCCCUCCUUUCCCCCCUCUCUUUUUCCCAAUUCGCCACCGCAAUCCAAUUUCAAUUCCACUCUCUUUCUUGUUUCUUUGAUCGAUCUUUACGAUGAGCGAAUCCGAAGCGAAUUUUGGUUUUGAAGAUAAAAGCCUAAGUCUCAUUGAUGUCAGCUUCGAGGACGAUUGCCUCUACAAUUCUCCUCCCCGGGAUUAUCGAACUCCUCAUCUUUCAGAUAAGCAGACAGAGAACAAAAAUGUUCAGUUGCUGGAUGUGCAAGACGGUGAAGAAUCUCUUGAAGAUGAUAAACAAGUAAUUCAACCGCUUGAAUCAACAGAGCAAGAAAAGAUGAGAAAAAAUGAAAAGUACAACUUACGCAACAGUUUAGCCUGGGAUAGUGCUUUCUUCACUAGUGCAGGUGUUUUGGAACCGGAGGAGAUAUCUAAUAUGAUUGAAGGAACUGAGAAAGUAGGCAAAGUCCAUGUAUUACCUGGAAUUGAAGAGGACGUGCGCAGAUCUAUUGAUUCAAUAUCUACAUUAGUGACUGAUAUUUCAACAAUAGAAACACUUGAGGAUGACUUGUUUGGAGACAUAAGAGCUUCAAUCCAGAAAUCUAGUAAAGCAGCCAAUGCAGCAAUUUCACAUUGUAAAGCUGGAUCUAGAGUUAAUGAUGGCCAACUCAUUAAAUCUUCAGAGAGAGUGACAAUUGUCACCCAAAAUAAGUUAAAGACUAAAAAAUCUCCCAAGAAGCCAAAUGUUAUCAUUAAAGGAUCAGGGAAAAUGGCGAACCAGGUCUCUCCUAAUCCACAAGCUCCAAAGUCUGGUUCUAUAAAUGGAGAAUCAACUUCAUCUCUCUGUAAGCCACCCAAGAUAGCUGGCAGAGUCGGUCCCAUCUUAACAACAGCAGGCAAACGAGCUUCCUUGGGUGCUAACCAUGCCAAAAUGGAAAAGGAUAAUGCAAAAAAUUCAAAUAGUCGUGCAGAUAAUCCAAAAAAAUUGGCUGUGGCAGGUAGGGGAUCAAAACUUCCUACUAUGGGUGGUUCAAGAAAUGCGGUCCCCAAUCCCAAACCACCUUUAAAGUCCUCCCUGCGAUCUUCAUUGGCAUCUAAGAAAGAGCUAACAACUUCUUCCUCCGCUGAUAGUUCAGGAAGCCUGUCAUCUGACAGUAGCAGUAAACAUUCCUUCAACACCGUAAAAAGAAAAAUUGAUCCAAAACCUGGUAAUCAUCUCUCCAAUAUUUCAACUAUCAAAACCACAUUGACAAAUAAGAAUCAGUCUAUAAGUCGACAUAUCUCACCUUAUAUGAAGUCUGUGACCAAGCUCUCUUCUAGCAUAUCACCUUCUAGUUCUAUCAGUGAAUGGUCUUUGGAAUCAUUUUCACCAACUUCAUCACUUAAUAGAAGGUCUAAUAGUUCAAGACCCAGCAUUGACAUUAGCUCUUGUGAAAAUGCGUCUGAUAAUGGUGAUUUUCCUCAAGUUUUGGACUCUCAAAUCCAUUCUAGUGACAAAUGCUCAGUUAAACAAGGUACCCAGGUCACUAGAUUGUCAAGUGAGCAUGUAAAGAGAGUUCCAAUAAGAAGUGGGGCACUUGCUGAUUCAGAGUCUACCAAACCAUCAGGGCUUCGGUUGCCAUCACCAAAAAUUGGCUUCUUUGAUGGGGCUAGAUCGGCAGUGCGCAGUCCCAGUGGCUUGGCUAGAAAUGGGACAGCAAAUGGUACCAGUGUGGCUUCAAAUGAGGCAAAGCUCGGAAAGCUUCAACCUGCUAGAACUGUUGUGGCAGCUCGGGGCACCAAAACUGGUCUGCAACCUGCCCCAGGAAACAAAGGUAAACCUCCUUUUCCUCUUCAGGAGACCUCAAAUGCUGCACCAAAAGUCUGUAGUGUUUCAAGAAAUGGAAAAUGCAGUCCUGGCAUGCCUCCCAAACUUCAGAAUAGAAUGUCUCCUGGAAAUGGUGGAAAAAGUAGCUUGAAGGCUGAUAAAAUUUCUCCAAAAGAAUGUCAUACAUCAGUAAACAAUCAACCUAUCAAUUAUGGUGAAAGAAAUGGCAGCCUAGAUAAAGAUAAAAUGAGCCCACAGAAUGAGAGUAAUGGCAGCAUAAAAGUUGCAGGACUUGGAGCUAUACAUGACUUGAGUUCUUUGUCUGGGGAUGAAAACAUAAUCUUGCAAAAAGUGGCUGAAAAUGCAAUAGAUGAUCAAAAGAACAAUUUGUAUUCUCCUUUGGUUGCUAAUGAAAAGGAACAAACUUAUUUUGGAGAUGCAGUCGGUGAUAUGGCCCUACAACUUGAAGCUGUGGAUAUUUAUAAGGAGAUCCAACAAAAACCUGUUCUUGAUUAUUCUUCUUUCAAUCACGUCAAUGAAAGCAGAGAAGUUGAUACUAGUCCCCCGAGGGACUCUGCGAAGUUAUUUAGGCCUGCUCCUGCUCUCAACCAUACUGAAGGGGUAGCCUUGGAGAUUGAUGAAAGCUAAAGAUGACUUGACAGUGUAGCAGCAAAUUUGUUGAAGGUAAAUAAGUUCUGCUUUCCUAUGAGAAUUUGCCUCGUCUCUGAAUGCCAUGCAGGUAGAUUAGUCCUUGAAGCAACAAUUGUUAAAGAGUAGAAAUCAUUUUAUUGCAAGAACUAAGGAAAAUGAAUAUUGCAACAUAAGGAAUCUGAGAGCUGAAAAUUCCAUUUUCUAGAGCUUGCUUUUGUAUAUUGUAUUAGAACAACAUGAAGGUCACCACAUGUGAUGAAGGAAGGAAUGAGAUUCAGUGGAGUUAAUGUACAUUGUCAGAAUAUUCCUUUUUAUUUAUUUGACGUGUUUUGAGUUUGUCAGACAAUAGUAGUACCAUAAAGACUUAUUUUGUGUACAACUUCCGGCAAUAGUUGAAAUUUUAUUUUUCACCGGUAA
Jatropha curcas is the source of this 2938-nucleotide messenger RNA. RefSeq lists its product as uncharacterized. Lineage: Eukaryota; Viridiplantae; Streptophyta; Magnoliopsida; Malpighiales; Euphorbiaceae. Gene Ontology annotation, molecular function: microtubule binding. The record is from RefSeq and is a predicted model, not a curated record.